UUAUUUUUUUCAAAGAAGAAACUUUUUUUCUUUUGCAAACGUUGAUAUAUAAAUACAAAUACUUAAGUAUUUUGAGAGCAUAGGAUUAUAAAGAAGAUAUUUAGAGGAAUCAUGCCAUUGACUUGCAUAUUUUUUUACUUACAUAGUUUAACUAUAAAACACAUAUGCAAAAUAAACAAAGAUUUAACAUCUAAAAAAAAAAAUAAUAAUCGGUCACGAGACAUGCGAGCUCAUAAAGUUCGACGUCAAACCUGUGAUACGUCAUAACGGUCAAAUUUAAACGGUUGAAAUAUUUUUUUUUCACUGAAUAAUGACUUAAAUGUUGCUCCAUACAUAAAAAAAAUCUACCACAAACGGGUUCAGAAAGCUUGCCAUAUAGCCGAGAAAUAAUGUGGAUUAAUCUACCAGCAUAAGCUUGUUCAAAUGUAUAUAUAUAAAAAAAAACGUUCAAAGACGUUAAUUACUUUGAAGGUGUCCUGUAGUUUGACAGCAGAAGUCGAUUCAAUUUCGUUGUAUGAAAAACUGAAGCUCGGACAUUGUGAGAGACACAACUCAACGUGAAGGCCUCCAGUCUGUCAUGCAUAGACCUCCAGAGGGGCAGGGUUCAAGGGGCAAUCACGGUUCGGAGAGGAGGGGAUGUCUCCGUUGUCCCCUUCGGUUGGAAGAGGAUUUCUUCUGGCAGGAGGCGAGGGAAUGGCGCAGGACAGGCAGCGUGACCCAGGGUUCAGGUGGCAGCUGUGUUAUGACUUCUCUGCCAGGUCGUGGAUGAUGGCCACCGAACCGUUUCUGGUGAAUGAAGACCCGUCCAGAGGUCCUGGGAUACCAGAGUGCUUCGUAGUUUCGGAUUCCUACAGGGAUGAAUUUCAUCCCUUCAUCGAGGCUUUGCUGCCACACGUCCGUGCGUUCUCCUACACCUGGUUCAACCUCCAGGCCCGCAAGCGCAAGUACUUCAAGAAGCACGAGAAGCGCAUGACGAAGGACGAGGAGCGCGCCGUCAAAGACGAACUCCUGGGCGAGAAGCCCGAGAUCAAGCAGAAGUGGGCGUCCCGUCUGCUCGCCAAGCUCCGCAAAGACAUCCGGCCGGAGUUCCGCGAGGACUUCGUGCUCACCAUCACGGGGAAGAAGCCGCCGUGCUGCGUGCUGUCCAACCCCGACCAGAAGGGCAAGAUCCGCCGCAUCGACUGCCUGAGGCAGGCGGACAAGGUCUGGCGCCUGGACCUGGUGAUGGUUAUCCUGUUCAAGGGAAGUCCUCUGGAGAGCACAGACGGAGAGAGGCUGAUCAAGUCACCGCAGUGCUCCAACCACGGCCUCUGCGUGCAGCCGCACCACAUCGGAGUGUCCGUGAAAGAACUGGACCUGUAUCUGGCCUACUUUGUCCACACGCCAGAAUCUGGACAGUCGGAUAACUCCAACCAACAAGGAGAAGCAGACAUCAAGCCUCCGCCCAAUGGGCACUUGAGUUUCCAGGACUGCUUCGUGACGUCAGGCGUAUGGAACGUGGCGGAGUUGGUCCGUGUGUCACAGACACCAGUUGCCACAGCAACCGGACCCAACUUCUCUCUGGCCGACCUCGACAGUCCAGGAUAUUACAACAUCAACCUGGGUCGCCGCUCUAUUACGUCUACGCCAUCGACCAGGACUGAGAUGGAGUUGUAUGCCUGUCUCCCGCGGAGCUCCAACAAGCGUAAAUCCAUUGAUGACAGUGAGAUGGAGAGCCCAGUGGACGAUGUCUUCUAUUCGGGCCGUUCUCCUGCCCCGGGAGCGUCCCAGCCCAGCGGCUGGCCCAAUGAUGUUGAUGCAGUGCAGCACCAUUUGGCCAGUAUGCAGGAGAGGAAGAUAAAACACGAAAACGAUGGCGUGCAGUUUCCUUACCAUGGACUCUCGUCGCCUGGUUCUCUUAAGAAGUCGGGGAAAUUCGAUUUCAGCGCUCUGUCCAGCCAUACGAGGUCUGCACGCAUGCCGUUCACCCAUCACCCGCUGCCCAUGCUGGCAGGUGUGAGACCAGCAGGAAGUCCCCGUGCCUCAGCUUCCUCCCUGCACUUCCCCUCACCCUCCAUCAUACAGCAGUCCAGCCCAUACUUCACCCAUCCCACCAUCCGAUACCACCACCACCCGGGACAGGACCCGCUCAAGGAGUUUGUGCAGUUUGUGUGCUCCGACGGAUCAGGCCAGGCUAGUGGUCAGCCGAACGGGAGCGGCCAGAGCAAAAUGCCGGGCUCCUUCUUGCUGCCUCCACCCCCCCCUGUGGCGCGUCCAGUGCCCCUCCCAAUGCCAGACUCUAAACCCAGCAGCACGCCCCCCGACGGCGGACUCACCUCACCCACAUCUCCUUCAUACUCCUCGCCAGGCUCCACAGCUCCCAACAGGUUUGUCAGCAUCGGAUCACGGGACAACAACUUUCUGAACAUACCCCAGCAGACGCAGUCAUGGUUCCUUUGACGAGGUCCUGCCUGCAACCUGUCAACACUAUUUGGAAGUUUUAUUACAAAAAAGAUGUAAAAUAAAAUCCUGUUUAAAAAUCCCCUCCAAGCCGAAACGCACCCUGAGAAACGUGAGCAGCAUAUGAUUGGGAAACGUUCGACCCUGUGUUUGCCAGCCGUCAGACGCCCCUCAAGCCCUCUCCGAUAAAGACUAUCAGAUCACAGCAGGAGCAGAAGAACCCCAGGAACACAGACCGAAAAUGUUAUUGGAACAAGGAUGUAGUGUACAAUGGCUGGGAUUACCAACAGUUUCAGUGGUGAGGAUUCAGACACAACAAAAACGCAAGAUUUUGACCAAUUCAACUUCAGUUUCUUUUCUUUUCUAAACCCUCGCUGAUGUUCAGCAUACAGGCGACACUAAAAGUCAUUUCACAUCAUGAGAGCCCAGGAUGUUUAGCAUUUUAGGCUGAUUAACAUGCAGUAGAAACGUCUUUUUUUUCCCUUUUGUGGUCAAUUACUAAACUAACUACAAAGUAUUGCACUACAGUAAUGCGAAGAACACUAGUUUGAUGUGCACUAUUGAAAAUAGGAUCGACGGUGGACAUUAUUUGCACAUUUUAUUGAGGAGAAAAACUAACUGGCACACUAAAGCUACCCAGAGACCCAUUCUCAUUUUCAGGCCUCAAACUGAUUAAACAAAAGUCAAUUUCAGGCACUUAGUGCCAACCAGACAGCAGCAGAUUUUAGUUAGUACUUCUCUAGGACGAAUAAAGCCAGCCAGCACACACUUAAGGUGCGGUCACAUUAAUACAAUUUUGUGUGCAAAUUUGAUUUUGUGUGACCGUCUUGAACUUGAUGCAAAACAAAAAUUUUCAUAACACCUGAAAUUCCUGAUUGCAUGGAUUUAUUAAAGGGAUAGUUCAUCCAAAAAUUCAAUUCUGCCAAUUCUGCCAUGGAAGUCAGUGGCUACCACCAACUCAUGUUUGGGUGAAUUGUCUCUUUAAAAUGACAAGAUUUUGUCAGUGAAGUUUCGCAACUUUAAAAUUGUUUUUAUAAUGUCUCAAAUAUCAUUAUAAUUUUUUAUUUUUUUUUGACAAGUGCACAAAGCACCGAAUAUGCUGUUGAACAUAGCCAAUUAUGUGACCAUCUUGAACCUGAUUUGAAAUCUGCUGAUAGUGAAAUUCAUAUUCAAGUGGAAUCAUGUUAAAAUGACUAGACCCCCGGCCCCCAACCAACCAAACUAAAAUUGUAUAAAUGUGACCGCACCUUUGUAGCCAUGUAAAAAAAAAUGUAUUGUUUGUUUAAAAAAAAAACAAAAAAAACACCCAGAUAAUCAUUAAAUCUUUAAUUUCAAACUCAUUUCCUUUUCAAAAUUAAAGCCAUAUGUUUGAACUUCGUUUUAAAUAGUUUGUUAAAAAAUCUUAAGUAAAACUUUUAAUUAGAAAUAUGAAACUUUCUUUUUAUAUAACAAAAAGUAUUUCUAGUGAUUUUUAACGUGCCCCAGUUGGUCAUUCUGUUAUGUAUAAUGAUUGUCAUUGUAGCGAGACAUAAUAAAAGUCCCUGAUUCAUUAGCACUAAUAAAAACGGCCCUAGAGACACGCCCACUUCUGUGUUUUGUUUACGUUCCCGUUUACACUCCCAGAAGUCUGUGUUCCAAGAGCACGAGAUCUCGCUGCGGAGCAAAAGAAUAUGUGACAUAUCAUAGCCGUGAUCAGAAGGAGGUGGGCCGCUCGGACCGCUCUUACUAAACCAGUCACCAUUCACUUCAGUAGCAGUCUACUCUAAAUUUGGUAACACGCACUCUCCUCCACAGAUUGACUACAAAGGGAAGCCUUCACAGUGAAUUAGAGUACAUUCAUCCGCUGUUUUCAGUGCAGCUGUAUCAGUAACCUCACAAAAUAACUGGACUGCCUGACCAUGUGUAUCUCACUGCAGGGAAGCAUUGUUGCCGGAUGGCGGCCGUGUCAUCGCUUUGGUAGAAAAUUAACACGAGAAUCGUGAUGGCAAUGGUCUUUUCUUUUCUAAUCAAAGGAAGUGCCUCUGUAUUCCCAUUAUGCAAUUUGUUAAACAUGAAUUCAGGUUAUUUUCUUGCAUAUAAGCUAUAGCGGAGCGUGAAAUUUUUAUGAGAAAAAAAAACAAGCGUCAGCUCACUAGUUACAAACAUCUUUAUAUAUAUACAGGAUAUAUCCAUAUAUAUUUAUAUAUACAUUUUCUUUCUUAUUUGCCUAAUAAGCUCAGUGGCAGUCUAGUUAUUUUUUGAAGUAUGAUCAUAAAUCAGAUAUUCGUUCAGAAGUACCAGUCCCGAAAAUCCAGUUCUGCACUUAAUAAUAAUUAGAGCAAAAAAAAUAAUCAACUGUCGGAAAUCAGAUUUCCGCUGAAUACGAUAGCGUAGUAAAAAAAAAAACCUAAUAAUGCAUGGCUUUUGAUUUCUUUUGUGUUUGGACAGGAAGUAUUUGUUAUUACAAAAUAAAGUGUGUUGAUUGAGCCAUGUGCAAUGCCUUGGGUAGAAACUGUGUUUGUCUCAUUGUUAGGGUGUACAGGAAAGCGUAGCGGUGAAAAUCCUUCUAUUAUAGUCAAGUCCACGCCGUCCGGGACUCUAAACUACAGGGCGGAGAGAGCGAGAGAGUUUUGGGAAUUCGUUUUGUAAUCUUUCCUUUUUUCUGCUUUUUUUAAUGUUUAUUUGUAAUGAUUUGUUCUCAAAACUUAGGAGGGCUGAAGAAGCAGUUUUUUGCAACAUGUCAGAAUAUAUCACGAAAUAAAACAGGUGCUUUUUAUGGAUCAAAGUAUGUUUGAUCUCUAUUAUACAUAAGACGGAAAAAAAGUGUUAUCACUACAAAUUUUAGAGGAAAAAACCUUAAUUACUUUUCAUUUUUGUAUUUACUAAAGUGGGGAGGGUGUUCAUUGUGGUCAAGGUUGUGACAAAAGGCAUUUUUCCUCCGAAGCGAUCGUAUAAUGUCGACUGAUGACGUCCUAAAAAGUUUAACGACUUUUAACUAGCUAAAACACUGGAUUUGUCCGGUAUUUUGGACUUCAUGCUAUGCAUUCCAUAUAUUCUAGGACUUCAGUGCUUUGCAUCGCCCACGAAACCUUAACCAACUUCCCAUCUGAACUUUUUGCACACAGAAAUUUUGAAUGCGAUUGAAAGGUAUGACAAGAUCUUCCCUGUGUACGGGAGAGGCUUUAAUGCAGCUCAAAUACAUUAAAUGACCAUUGUAAGAUAGAAAGUUUGGAGUAUGAAGAAAGACGGGAGGUGUGAUGUGGAUGUCAUCUUUUAUACAUUGAAAAUUAUGAAUCUCACAAACACUUUCAAGAUAUGUACAUGUGUGGUCAUGAUUUUACAGACCCCUCACAGGACAUGAGGACAACAGUAUAUUUAUUGUGGCCAUGAAUUAAGAAUGUGUUCCCUUGUUCCCUCACUUUAUUAAAAUUUUGGCCACAAAAUAAAAAUUUGUAUUUAUAUCUUAAUUUGUUCCCUCGUUUUUAUAAUCAUGGCAUUAGUACAAAUUGGCCAUGAUGUACUAACACAAGGAAACAAAAUAGUAAAACAUGGCUACAAUUUAUGAAAACGAGGAAACAAGUUAGUACAACAUGCCAGCAAUUUACGAAAAUAAAGUCGCAAAUUAGUUCAACAUAACCAGAAUUUACGAAAAACAAGGGGACUAUUUUGCACAAUGUGGCUAUGAUUUUCGAAAAUGAUGGAAAACAUUUAUACAGUGUCAUUACAAUUUACGAAAAUGAUGGAACAAAUUUGUACAAGAAAAAAAAAAUCUUAAUUCAUGGGAAACAUUAUUUGUGGGGCUCUGUAUAUUUAAUUCAGAAAUUGUCAAAAAAUAUGUUACAAUACAAAAACAUACUAAAAGUCCAGGCAUAAAAAAUUUUUUUUUUCCUUUUGAUUUAAUAAGAUUCACCCAAACAAAUUUCCAAACAAAGUCAGCGACCAAUCAGAAAGGGAGUUGAAAUUGAACCCCUCCCCCUCUGAACCUGCAGCGCCCUCUACUGCCCCCCCCCAUGUAAAUGACUCUAAAUAUUUGUUUUGUGAUCUAGUGUUAGAUUCAGAGCAUCAUAAAGGUUGUCCCUAAAAAGUGCCUUUUGUUCACAGACAGCAUCUUGUAAGACUGAGUACCCAUCUCAAAAAAAAAAAAAAAAAAUCCCCUCGUUCAAACUUCUGUAUGUCUCCUCCUGCAACCUCUUCAAAGCAGUUUAUAUAGUACUAAAGGAAAUUGGUGUGACUUAGUUCAUCUUUUUAUUGUUGAAUAAUUAAGAAAA
Molecule: messenger RNA, 6686 nt
Organism: Carassius auratus (goldfish)
Lineage: Eukaryota; Metazoa; Chordata; Actinopteri; Cypriniformes; Cyprinidae
Product: nuclear factor 1 X-type-like
Exons: 16
Coding region: 637-2439 (600 amino acids)
Biological process (GO): regulation of transcription by RNA polymerase II
Cellular component (GO): nucleus
Molecular function (GO): RNA polymerase II cis-regulatory region sequence-specific DNA binding; DNA-binding transcription factor activity, RNA polymerase II-specific
Source: RefSeq, a predicted model, not a curated record